Molecule: messenger RNA, 3102 nt
Organism: Closterium sp. Yama58-4
Lineage: Eukaryota; Viridiplantae; Streptophyta; Zygnematophyceae; Desmidiales; Closteriaceae
Source: the annotation of a GenBank genome assembly
AUGUCAGAGGCACAUUCUUCCGGGUCAGUGCUAGAGCAUCCGCGCAUGUCCCAACCCAUGCCCCUGUCCGCAUCACAGUCGCGGUUAGACGAGCUGCGUGCAUCGGUGGCAUCUGCCCUUGCACUGCUGGAAGGUGACGAGGAUGCUGACGUGGCAUGGACCGCUCUGGCUAGAGUGCCAUCGCCACGCGGGAACGGGCCUGGGGAUGGCAUGGGCUCCGUCCUUCCAAUGACCGACCCCCUCCUCCGCGCAUUGCCCGCCGCCUGCCCGCACCUCUCCGCCCUCCGCCUCCGCCCGGAACACUCCCCCGUGAGCGCGGAGGCCGUCGGCGCAGCACUGCGCGCGCUGCCGCGGCUGCGCUCGCUGCUGCUGCAUGCCGCGUCGCUGCCCCUGCUGCCGCCCACCGUCUGCCGCCUCGCCGGCCUAACCUCGCUGCACCUAUCCCUCCCGUCCCUCUCCUCCCUGCCCGAUGACGUCAGCAAUCUAGUAUCCCUGAAAUCCCUCCACCUCUCCUCGCCUGCCCUUCACUCCCUCCCCGGCGCCUUGCCUCGUCUCUCCAAUCUACACCGCCUUCACCUCUCCGGUUCCUUCGAACGCCUGCCCGACACCCUCGGGCAGCUUGAAAACCUGCGGGAGCUGCAUCUGGCGGACUGCUUUGAUCUCUGCGAGCUGCCCGAGUCGACGGGCAGCCUGACUCGCCUCUCCCACCUCACCAUUGCCAACAACUUCGCCCUGACCUGGUUACCACACUCCCUUGGUCGCCUGCUCGCCCUGCACUCCCUGCGCCUAUCCUCCCUGGCAGAACUUUCGCUGCUGCCCGAGUCUCUGGGGCAGCUCACAGGACUGGUCCACCUGACGCUCAUCCACUGCCGGAAAAUCACAUCCCUCCCUGCUUCGCUCUCCACCCUCUCCUCCCUCACCUCCCUCUCCCUUUCCUGCCCUGCCCUCUCCGCCCUCCCCGCCUCCCUCGGCCAAUUGUCUUCUCUCGUUUCCCUCUCCCUCGCCGACAUGCCACUUCUUUCCUCUCUGCCCGAUACACUCGGGCAGCUGUCCCAACUGACGUGUCUCACAGUCACUGGCUGUGACCGGUUGGUCGAGCUGCCCGAGUCAAUCGCCUUCCUCCCCCGCCUCUCCUCCCUCUUCCUUCUCACCGCCAGUGACCUCCUCGCCUCUCUGCCCUGCUCCCUCUCCCUCCUCGCCUCCCUCCGAGCCGUCACCCUCCUCUCAUGCCCACGCCUCGCCUCUCUCCCACCACCCGCAUUGGCUGGCCUCUCUCGUCUCGAGCUGCUCGUGCUGGGCGGGAGAGUGGUGGGCGGCGGCAUGGGGGAAGGGGACAGCAUGGGGAUGCCAAGGAGUGGUACAGACAUGCAGGGCGGAGAGCAUCACGUGGAGCAGUGGCUCUCAGCCGUUCAUUGCCUUGAUGCUGCUGCUGCUGCUGCUGCUGGUGGUGGUGGUGGUGCUGCUGCUGCUGCCCAUGUCCCUGCCAGUGCCACCAUGGGUCCCAGCCACAGCGCCAUGCCACACCAUGAUGCCAAUGCAGUGGACCUCACAUGGCCGCCCCCCCCUCCUUCCGCUCCUCCCCAUCGCCUGCCUCUCCUCCACCCCCCAUCCCAUCCCUCCCUCCAUUCGGACCUUGCCUCUCUCCCACCGCUCUCCACCCUCCCAUCCUCGCUCCCCUCCCUCACCUCCCUCCACACCCUCGCUCUCUCCCACCUCCCCCUCCUCUCCUCUUGCCCCGACUCCCUCUCUCUCCUCACCAACCUUCGCCACCUCUUCCUCUCCACCCUCCCCUCUCUCCCGCACGUCUCCUCCUCCCUCUGCUCCCUACCUCGCCUCUCCCACCUCCACGUCUCCUCCCUCCCUCGCCUCUCGUCGCUCCCCUCUCGCAUCGGCCUCCUCCCCUCGCUCGUCUCCCUGCAUCUCGCCUCUCUCCCGUCCCUCACCGCACUGCCUGUCUCCCUCGCCCGGGCCUCGCACCUCACACACCUACUACUGGAGCACAUAGGGGAGGGCAGCAGCACCUCCCACCACGUAGGGGAGGGGCCACCAGCACCAGGACGGGGUGCGCAGGGCGAGAGGGAGGGCAGUGACCACGUAGGGGAGGGCAGCAGCACCUCGCGGGCUUCUCACGCCUCACCUCUGCCGGCGUUUCUGCUGUCUCCGCCUAGCGGGCUGCACUGUGUGGCGCUCACUGCCCUCACUGUGCGCUCCUGCCACUGCUGGGAGGGAGAGGAGGAAAAGGGGGAGGGCGAGGGGGCAAAGGGGGAGGGCGAGGCGGCAGGUUGGGAGGGCGAGGAGGCGACGAGGCUAGUGGUGGGGAGAGUGAGCGAGCAGCUGACAGCGUGGCGGGGGCUGACGAGGUUGGAGCGGCUGGAGUUACCGUGCUGGCAGGGAGGAAAGGGUGCAGGAGGAGGGGGGCAGCAGAUGGCGUUCCUGGCAGCACUGCUACCAUCCCUGGCGCCCCUCACUCGCCUCGCCUCCCUCGUGCUGCAUGCCUGCCCGCCUUCCCCUCCCACAUCUGCCUUCCCUGCAAUUCAUAACCUUGACACCAGCAACCCUCAUGCCACAGACAACCCUGGUGUGCAGAGCACCUCAUCUCCUUCCCUCAUGCCAAGCCCCUCUACCACCACUCUCCCUGCCUCCAUCGCCGCCCUCUCCUCCCUGCGCCACCUCACACUCUCCUCCUUCACUUCCCUCACUCACCUCCCCCCCUCACUCGCUCUCCUCCCGCAUCUCUCCUCCCUGCGCCUGCACACAUGCCCCGCCCUCCUCGCCCUCCCGCCCUGCUUGCACCUCCUCGCUCGCUCUCUGAGGGUACUCGACCUGCUGGGCUGCCACAGCCUUUCCUCCCUGCCACCAUCGCUGCCACAGCUAUCAAAGCUAGAGCGCCUCGUACUGACAGAGGCAUUCAGCCUGCAAUCGCUCCCAAGCGCCAUGGGCACGUUGACGCGCCUGCGCCUCUUUGUGCUGGAGGGCUGUGAGGAGCUGAGCCCUGACAACGUGCCGCCGUCCCUGGCAGAUCUACCGCGUGGUGUAUUCUACAGUGAUGUCAUUGACAUUGAUGCCCUCCUGCCCCGUCAUGUCUCCUCUCAAGCACUGUGA